AUGUCGCAAUCGAAUCAGUUUCAAAGGCUCGGAUUGAUCGGCUUGGGUGCCAUGGGAUUACCAAUGAUGUCGCAUUUAGCUAGAAAGCUACCGGAAGAUUCGCGCAUAUGGGUCUAUGAUGUGGUUGAACAAGCGGUAGACGACGCAUGUGCCGAGUUCCCCAACAGGGUAUUGAAAGGGAGGAGCGCGAAAGAUGUCGCCCAGCAAGCUGACAUCAUUGUAACCAUGGUACCUGAGGGAGCGCACGUGCGAUCUGUAUAUCUCGAUCCCGAUAACGGCGUAUGCAGUACUGACAUCUCGAACAAACUGCUUAUCGAUUGCUCGACGAUAGACACGGCAACAAGUCUAGCAGUGAAGGAUCAUGUUGAUACAAACUUUGCCUCGGCUGCUUUCUACGAUGCUCCCGUUAGCGGCGGUGUGGUGGGCGCGAUCAAAGGUACCAUUGCCUUUUUCCUGGGCUGCGCAGAGUCGGACCCGAACAUGGAACGCCUCAGGUAUUUGGCGGGUCUCAUGGGCGGGCAGAUAAUACCCUGCGGGGGGCCGUCGCUCGGUCUCGCAGCAAAGCUGUCAAACAACUACCUCUCUGGCAUAAUUGCGAUAGCCUGCUCCGAAGCCUUUGACAUGGGCAUGCGCAGUGGACUGGAUCCCCGUACAUUGGCCAAGGUGUAUGCUGCAGGGACAGCUCAGAAUACCAUAUGCGACAAGUUCUGCCCUGUUCCGCAUGUUUACGCUGAAUCGCCAUCGUCUGGAGGAUGGAAGCAAGGCUUCAAGGUGCAGUUGAUGCGCAAGGACAUUGGCUUGGCACUGGACAUGGCGAAGAGAGUGGGCUCGCGAAACGUGCUGGGUGAUGUUGCCCUGGAGACAUAUGAUGGAGCCGCAAACGAUGAACGUUGUAGAGACCUGGACUCUCGCGUGGUUUAUCGCUAUCUUGGCGGACAGGAGGACUGGCAGGCCACGUCGAACGGCCCAUGA
Molecule: messenger RNA, 972 nt
Organism: Exserohilum turcica Et28A
Lineage: Eukaryota; Fungi; Ascomycota; Dothideomycetes; Pleosporales; Pleosporaceae
Exons: 2
Coding region: 1-972 (323 amino acids)
Biological process (GO): L-valine catabolic process
Cellular component (GO): mitochondrion
Molecular function (GO): NAD binding; 3-hydroxyisobutyrate dehydrogenase activity; NADP binding
Source: RefSeq, a predicted model, not a curated record